Etheostoma cragini (Arkansas darter) is the source of this 3736-nucleotide messenger RNA. It is a transcript of the gene txnrd2.2, whose product is annotated as thioredoxin reductase 2, tandem duplicate 2. The transcript is spliced from 17 exons. The record is from RefSeq and is a predicted model, not a curated record. NCBI's taxonomy places the organism in Eukaryota, Metazoa, Chordata, Actinopteri, Perciformes, Percidae. Gene Ontology annotation, biological process: glutathione metabolic process; cell redox homeostasis; cellular response to oxidative stress. Gene Ontology annotation, molecular function: thioredoxin-disulfide reductase (NADPH) activity; glutathione-disulfide reductase (NADPH) activity; flavin adenine dinucleotide binding. The coding region runs from base 47 to 1585 and encodes 512 amino acids. Gene Ontology annotation, cellular component: mitochondrion; cytosol.
UGUCGAGCCAGCACACCGCCGGCCGGGGUCCUUUCAGAGCAACAACAUGGCUGCCUUGUGCAGGGGCAGACACCGGUGGAAGAGGACUAACUGUCUGCGUGUUUUGACCAGAAAGCUGACAGGGAAGUAUGACUAUGACCUGGUGGUUAUUGGUGGAGGUUCAGGAGGCCUGGCCUGUUCCAAAGAAGCGGCACAGUUGGGACAGAAGGUGGCUGUUUUAGAUUAUGUGGAGCCAUCUGCUAAAGGUACCAAAUGGGGUCUUGGUGGGACGUGUGUUAAUGUCGGCUGCAUCCCCAAGAAGCUCAUGCACCAGGCGGCUCUGCUCGGUACUGCAGUAAAGGAUGCUAAGAAGUACGGCUGGCAGAUCUCAGGGCCAAUCUGGCAUGACUGGGCCACCAUGGCAGAGGCUAUUCAAAACCACGUCAGGUCCCUGAACUGGGGGCACAGAGUUCAGCUCCAGGAUAAGAAGGUGAAGUAUCUGAACGUCAGAGGAAGUCUGGUGGAUGACCACACUGUUAAAGGACUAUCGAAAGCAGGGAAAGAGAUGAUCCUGACUGCCAGGAACAUUGUGAUCGCCACAGGUGGAAGACCCAAAUACCCAACAAAUAUCCCAGGAGCCGUGGAGCACGGCCUCACCAGUGACGACAUCUUCUGGCUGAAGAAGUCGCCGGGGAAAACGCUUGUGGUUGGAGCCAGCUAUGUGGCUCUGGAGUGUGCAGGCUUCCUCACCGGCAUUGGCUUGGACACCACAGUGAUGGUCCGCAGCAUCGCCCUCCGGGGGUUUGAUCAGCAAAUGGCGGGUCUGGUGACAAACUACAUGGACGCAUAUGGGACCAAAUUUGAAUGGAUGUGUGUCCCAAAAAGAGUGGACAAACUGUCCUCAGGAGCUCUCCAGGUGACCUGGACUGACACCCACACAGGCAACGAACACAAGGACACCUACGACUCUGUGUUAUGGGCAGUUGGCAGAGCCCCUGAAACCAAAGCGCUGGGCCUGGACAAACUUGGUGUGCAACUCAGAAAGGAGACGGGGAAAAUAGUUGUGGGCGCUGACGAAUCCACAUCGGUGCCAAACAUCUACGCUUUUGGUGACAUCGGCGAGGGUCGUCCGGAAUUAACCCCAACCGCCAUUAAAGCAGGAAGGUUCCUCGCCCGUAGACUGGCUGGUCACAGCAAUGAACUCAUGAACUACGACAACGUGCCCACCACAGUGUUCACCCCCCUUGAGUAUGGCUGUGUGGGUCUAUCUGAGGAGGAGGCUGAGAGGAGGCACGGGAAAGACGGCAUAGAGGUCUACCAUGCUUUCUACAAGCCUCUGGAAUUCAGUGUUGCAGAGCGGGAUGCCAGCCAGUGUUACUUAAAGGUAAUAUGUAAGCGGGGUGGAGACCAGAAGAUCCUGGGUCUGCACUUCACCGGUCCAAACGCCGGAGAAGUCACACAGGGCUUUGCUAUGGGCUUCCAGUGUGGAGCAACAUAUUCCCACCUGGUGCAGACAGUGGGCAUCCACCCAACCUGUGCCGAGGAGCUGAACAAGGUCAACAUCACAAAGCGGUCCGGCUUGGACGCCACGGUAACCGGCUGCUGAGGUUAAGCACCUCGGUGUCUGAACACUGGUGAGCACACACGGUCCCUCUGCAGCAGUAGAAAGAAGUUAGCCUUCCUCUCCUUUUCCCUCUCCUUCUUCAUGGCCCCAAAAUGGCCCCCAGUUUCCCAGUGCUUUCUCUGGGAUCAGGGUCUCUUCAUAGCCCAGGUUAGUGUCACUGACAAGUCACAUCAUAACCAAGGCUAUGAUUAUUCCAUAUACACGCAUUUUGUGAGUGUAUCCACUGAAAGCACAGGGUUAUAGAUCAGGUAAGUGAGAGGCCUGACCGCGGAGCGAGCGUCUUUUAAAUAAACAGGCUCAUCAAUCAGGAUUAGGGCCUGUGCUCAGGGUUUUGUUGAAAUCGUAACGUUUUUCUGAAUAUAUAUAUUCUGCAAAUAUUGUUGUUUCUCUGGCUGUACUUCCUGUCCAUUAGUCUUGGAGGUGACACAUACCAUUUACGCCCCCCCAUGACACUGAUGGAUGGCCCCAGGGCCGUCGACGCAGUGACACCGCCCCAUUUCCCAUGGACACACACAAACCGCCUGUCAGUCAGCCAGCUAAGAUCUGGCCAGGCAGCUCCAGCUUGCUUAGGGCCCAGCAGACCCCAGACCCCAGACCCCUUCUUUUUCCUCCCAUGCCAUGCUCCAUUCCAAUGCACAAAAGAGUAGAGAGGGACUUCAAACAUGUGCUGUCAAAAGCUGUGUGGAUGCCCCAGCCUGGGCACGGGGCAACUCUGACUGAUGAUACCACAACUGUGAGAGGUCUGCCAUCUGUACUAUUCAGACUCACCCAAAGGUGGCACUAUUGCCCUCCAAUUCUCCCCUUUUUUAGAGCCAAGUAUGGAAGACAGGAUAACAUAGCCAAUGGAUAAAACAUAAGCCUGAAUACAUUCAGGUUGCACAUUUAAUCCCUUUAAUCCCUAUAAAAGAUAUGCGCUUUUGGAUGACGUUUGAAAGCAGACUGGCUUUAUUGGUGCCAAACUGAUAAGGGUUAUCUGUUGUGUAUUUACGUGGAUGGCAGGUUAGGCCUAAAAGUCAUCACCCUUGAAGAUAAGGCCAGUUGUUUAUAUCAUAAAGCAGUAAUAGCCCCCCCCCACAGUUUUCCAAAGUGCCCACAGUGCUCAACCUGCUAGCUGUACUGGACAUCUUGGGUUUAUUAAGUAGAGGAUGAAGAGGAGGAGGGUUGUCAAUAAAGCGGGUUGCAAGAAAUUGGGGGAUCUAAGAGGAGGCUGCUGGGUGUAGUUUAUUUUUAUUUGAAGUCUAAUCUGCCGGGUCUGAUUAAUGAUUCCGAUGAUGGGAGUGACAGUGUGCCAGGUGAUGGAGAGAGGAAAAAGAGAGAGAGAGAGGGAGAAGUACCAGGUUUAUUUGGACCUGGGCCAGAGGAGAGAGAGCUGACUUUCAGCCCUGGUUAGGGAGGGAAGGGGGAUUCCUGUGUGCUCUGUUCAGGGCCGAGGUGCUGACUGAAGGACCCUGACCUCCGCUCAGCAGGAACAGCUUGACUCUAUCACUUGGAGCACAGAGGGCUCACAUGCUGCGGCGCUGCACGGCAGGGGCCUGGGAGGGGGGGUCUAGGAUGGCCAGGGGAUGGACAGGGCCAACCAACACAACAGUGAGCAGUGGCAGCGUGUCUGCCCAGGGUAAUUGAGUCGGUGUUCCUGUGCUUAACGAGCCACUUCAGAGACCUCAGGGUGGGCCCGAGGCAACGCGAGGGAAGUUAUCGAGGCCAUGAGUGUAACUGUAAUGUCUGUUUGCUUUUUACCUUCCACUUCCCUUCUGCGUUUUUUCAUCUGCUCUACAUCUCACACAAUCGCUCCUCACACACACAGAAUGACGUUGUUAUGACACAUCUGUCUAAUUAAAUAUCUGUUCAUUGUUGUUGGUCAGUCACUCCAGGCCCAAUGUUUGACCAGUCAGCCUCUGCUGUGCCCCAUGGAGGGGGGUCAGGGUUCAACUUUCACGUCAGCCAGCUAAUGAUGACCUGCACUAAAACCCAAAACUGGGGAGUGCCGGCCUGAUGUCACCUGGCUGUAAACUUUAGUAUUGUAAAUAGAGAAGUGUUAAUUUUCCCUUAAAGCUUUGUUAUAAAUAAUUUAAAUGUAAAGUAAUAACACUUUGGAAUGGAAAUUGUCACUAUUAAAACAAUGAUGCCCACUGA